AUGGAAUACUCGGAGGAGCAACUGAACUACUUCAGACUCUGCUACAUAGCAUUUGAUUUGGUUCCAGUGGGACUGCGGCACAUUUUCAAAAACGAGUGGGAUUUCCUUUAUAAAGGAACGUUAAUUGGAGAAUGGGAAGACACUGCACAAAAUGGUCAUGAUUUCUCCAAAAAGGAAUCUAAAGCAAGUCACAAGAAAAACUCUCGGUGUCUAGCAACAAUACAAAACGGUAACACGACUGAGUGGGACUGUACCUGUUUGUUUUUUGCCAUCCUGUACUCAGACAGCAUUGGUAAAACCUUAAGCCCAGCUGUCCGUAAAGAAGUCGAUGAUAUUCGUCAGGUGCGAAACGAGAUCGCUCAUAUCACCGAGGCUAAGUUGACAGAUGCCGACUUUCAAACCUCUGUAAAUAGAGUGUUGAACGCUUUUACAUCCCUUGGUCUUGCUGUAAGUGAGAUUCAAGAAAUAAAGAACCAGACGACCUUUCCGACGAAGGAAGUGGAAAAAAUUAGGAAGCAAGUUGGUGAUCUCCAAGACGAGUUAGAUCAGACAAAAAGCACUCUUCAAAGUACACAAGCUGCUAUGGUUUCUACAAAAGAAGAAAACAAAUGUCUCACACAGGAAAUAAGUGCGAAACUUCAACCAUUUUGCAUUCUCGUAUCGUGCCCACCACACGAUAUCAUUAGCCGCUCGCAUGACAUUGAAAGAAUCACUAACAAAAUGGAGGAACUUAACAAGUGCUCUAGCGGAGCAGUCAGUACAGUGUACUUGUCAGGAAAUCCAGGAUGUGGCAAGAGUCAACUUGCCCGAGAAAUUGGGCAACAGUUCUUUUCUAAACAAACCGAUGAUGUUAUCUUUACUGCGACACUGAACACAGAAAGCAUUGAGGCACUUGUUGACUCUUAUCUCACCCUUGGAAGACACCUAAGGAUAACAGAAUACUCGUUAAACGGCUUAGAAUCUUUAAAAGAAGAGAAACCUAUUGAAGCAAUUAAACAGGUCCAUCGCUUGAUUUUGCCACAGACCAGAAAGUUUACCAACUGGUUGAUAAUAGCAGACAAUGUUAUUGACUUACCCUUAGUCCGCGACUUACUUCUCCAAACUGGCAGUAAAGAAUGGGGCCAUGGGCAAGUGCUGAUUACCACUCAAGAUAGUGGUACAAUUCCUCAAAACGCUCCUCACACGUAUCAUGAAUCGUUAAGCAAAGGAAUGAGGCGGGACGAGGCGGUGGAAUUGCUAGAAACAGUAUCGCAAAUUUCAGCGCGAGUACAAACAGAAAAUGUCGCUGAACUUCUCGAUUUUCAGCCACUGGCCUUAGCUGCUGCUGCUUAUUACGUGCAAACUGUUGUGACUAGUGGGUCUUCAAAUUAUAAUUGGAAAGCAUACCUUCAAGACAUAUCAACGUACAGCCAGCGAAAAGAGACCGAAACUGUCCUUGCUAAUGAGAGUUCAGCGUACGCUAAAACAACAAUGGCCGCGGUAGAAAUGGCUAUCCAAAGAGCUGUUGAAAUAGACGAGGUCCUUCGUCAUACAUUCUCUUUUCUUUCGCUCUGCGCUAACGACGACCUGCCGCUCAAAACUGUUUUAAAGUUCGUCAAAGCCCGAGUAGAAGACCAACUAGAGGUUUUAAUGAAAGCAAAGAUUGUUAGGUCCUCUUUAAGUCUUGUUCAUUCCGAAGAAGGGAGUGAAGAAACCUAUUUACGUUUACAUAAAGUGGUGCAUGAAGCUUUGAAACGAGGCGAGAUAGCUAACCUGAAACCAUGUGAGAGUGACCGCACCAUGGCAGAAGCGUUGAAGAUUUUCAAAUCCCAACUGGAAGAAAAUAGACAGAAUUAUGCGUUUUCUAAAAAAUUAAGGCCCCACUGUGAAUCUCUACUUAAGCAGAUGACGUCAGACUUUACUUCGGAUCACAACACUUUUUUAGAAAGGUUUACGCCCUUCGUAGAUUUAGAUACAGUUAUUGAUUGGCUACAUACUCUCGCCUGGGUCUGUCAAAAAAGCUCCUAUUUCUUCUUUGCGAAAAAUGUGGUCAACUUAGCAUACGAUCUACUGGGGAACUUAGACGAAACUUCAACCGGUGCUUUAUCCCGUAAAGGGGGGAUUUUGAAUGUAAGAGGCCAAGUGUACAACCGCCUGGGACAAUACAAUCAAGCCAAAGAACUUCACGAAAAAGCACUGAUCAUUCACAAAAGGGUUUUUGGUGAAAAUCAUGGCGAGGUGGCAUCAAGUUAUAAAAACUUGGCAUCAGUGUACUACAGCCUGGGAGAAUACAAUCAAGCUAAAGAACUUCACGAAAAAGCACUGAGUAUUUACAAAGAGAUUCCUGGUGAAGAUCAAGCCAAUGUAGGAGAGAGUUAUAACAACUUGGCAUUAGUGUACAACCGCCUGGGAGAAUACAAUCAAGCCAAAGAACUUCACGAAAAAGCACUGAUGAUUCUCAAAAGAGUUUUUGGUGAAAAUCAUGUCAAAGUAGCAUCAAGUUAUAACACCUUAGCAUCAUUGUACAACCGCCUGGGAGAAUACAAUCAAGCCAAAGAUCUCCACGAAAAAGCACUGAUGAUUCGCAAAAAGAUUUUCGGUGAAGAUCAUGCCAAUGUAGCAUCAAGUUAUAACAACUUGGCAUUAGUGUACUACCGCCUGGGAGAAUUCAAUCAAGCCAAAGAACUUCACAAAAGAGCACCGAUGAUUCGAAAAAAGAUUUUUGGUGAAGAUCAUGCCGAAGUAGCAGCGAGUUAUAACAACUUGGCAUUAGUGUACAACCGUCAGGGAGAAUACAAUCAAGCCAAAGAACUUCACGAAAAAGCACUGAUGAUUCGCAAAAGGAUAUUAGGUGAAAAUCAUGGCGAUGUAGCAUCAAGUUACAAAAACUUGGCAUCACUGUACUACAACCUGGCAGAAUACAAUCUAGCCAAACAUUUUCACGAAAAAGCACUGACAAUUCAGAAAAAGAUUUUUGGUGAAGAUCAUGCCAAUGUAGGAGAGAGUUAUAACAACUUGGCAUUAGUGUACAACCGCCUGGGAGAAUACAAACAAGCCAAACAACUUCACGAAAAAGGACUAAUGAUUCGCAAAAAGGUUUUUGGUGAAGAUCAUGUCGAUGUAGCAACGAGUUAUGGCAACUUGGCAUUAGUGUACCAUGACUUGGGAGAAUACAAUCAAGCCAAAGAACUUCAGGAAAAAGCACUGACGAUUCGCAAAAAGAUUUUUGGUGAAGACCAUGCUAAUGUAGCAUCAAAUUAUGACAAACUGGCAUCAGUGUACUACCGCCUGGGAGAAUACAAUCAAGCUAAAGAACUUCACGAAAAAGCACUGACGAUUCGCAAAAAGAUUUUUGGUGAAGAUCAUGCCGAUCUAGCAUCAAGUUAUAACAACUUGGCAUUAGUGUACUAUAGCCUGGGAGAAUACAUUCAAGCCAAAGAACUUCACGAAAAAGCUGUGACGAUUCGCAAAAAGAUUUUUGGUGAAGGUCAUGCCGAUGUAGCAACGAGUUUUAGCAACUUGGCAUUAGUGUACAACCGCCUGGGAGAAUACAAUCAAGCCGAAGAUCUUAACGAAAAAGCACUGACGAUUCGAAAAAAGAUUUUUGGUGAAGAUCAUGCCGAUGUAGCAUCAAGUUAUAACAACUUGGCAGUAGUGUACUACAGCCUGGGAGAAUACAAUCAAGCCCAGGAACUUCACGAAAAAGCUCUAACGAUUCGCAAAAAGAUUUUCGGUGAAGAUCAUGCCGAUGUAGCAACGAGUUAUAGCAACUUGGCAUUAGUGUACAACCGCCAGGGAGAAUACAAUCAAGCCAAGCAUCUCCACGAAAGAGCAGUGAUGACAUGCAAAAGGAUUUUUGGUGAAGAUCAUGCUGAUUUAGCAUCAAGUUAUAACAACUUGGCAGAAGUGUACUACAGCCUGGGAGAAUACAGUCAAGCCAAAGAACUUCACGAAAAAGCUCUGGCGAUUCGCAAAAAGAUUUUUGGUGAAGAUCAUGCCGAUCUAGCAUCAAGUUAUAACAAUUUGGCAUCAGUGUACAACCGCCUGGGAGAAUACAAUCAAGCUAAAGAGCUUCACGAGAAAGCACUGACGAUUCGCAAAAAGAUUUUUGGUGAAGGUCAUGCCGAUCUAGCUUCAAGUUAUAACAACUUGGCAUUAGUGUACUAUGGCCUGGGAGAAUACAAUCAAGCCAAAGAACUUCACGAAAAUGCACUGACGAUUCGCAAAAAGAUUUUUGGUGAAGAUCAUGCCGAUGUAGCAUUAAGUUAUAACACCUUGGCAUUAGUGUACAACCGCCUGGGAGAAUACAAUGAGGCCAAAUAUCUUCACGAAAAAGCACUGAUGAUUCGCAAAAAGAUUUUUGGUGAAGAUCAUGCCGAUGUAGCAUCAAGUUAUAACAACUUGGCAUCAGUGUACUUCAGCCUGGGAGAAUGCAAUCAAGCCAAAGAACUUCACGAAAAAGCACUGACGAUUCACAAAAAGAUUUUUGGUGAAGAUCAUGCCAAUGUAGGAGAGAGUUAUAGGAUUGUCGGUGAAGAUCAUGCCGAUCUAGCAUAAAGUUAUAACAACUUGGCAUAAGUGUACUAUAGCCUGGGAGAAUACAAUCAAACCAAAGAACUUCACAAAAAAGCACUGACGAUUGGUAAAGGAUUUUUGAUGAAGAUCAUGCCGAUGCGGCAACGAGUUAUAGCAACUUGGCAUUAG
This is a messenger RNA of Porites lobata, 4683 nucleotides long. Lineage: Eukaryota; Metazoa; Cnidaria; Anthozoa; Scleractinia; Poritidae. The record is from the annotation of a GenBank genome assembly.